Molecule: messenger RNA, 1552 nt
Organism: Baudoinia panamericana UAMH 10762
Lineage: Eukaryota; Fungi; Ascomycota; Dothideomycetes; Mycosphaerellales; Teratosphaeriaceae
Exons: 3
Coding region: 66-1292 (408 amino acids)
Biological process (GO): pyruvate decarboxylation to acetyl-CoA
Cellular component (GO): pyruvate dehydrogenase complex
Molecular function (GO): dihydrolipoyllysine-residue acetyltransferase activity
Source: RefSeq, a predicted model, not a curated record
CCGCGCUGUCAGCCCUUGCCCGCUACUAUGCCUCCAAAUCGUACCCUUCGCAUACCAUAAUCUCCAUGCCCGCUCUCUCCCCUACCAUGACCGCCGGCAACAUCGGCACCUGGCAGAAGAAGCCCGGUGAUUCUCUCGCCCCUGGCGAAGUGCUCGUCGAGAUCGAGACGGACAAGGCGCAGAUGGACUUCGAAUUCCAAGAAGAAGGUGUGUUGGCAAAGAUCUUGAAGGAGAGCGGAGAGAAGGACGUCGCAGUGGGCAACCCGAUCGCUGUUAUGGUCGAGGAUGCUGGUGACGUAGAGGCCUUCGCAGACUUUAGCGUUGAGGAUGCCGGAGGUGACAAGUCCAAGCCUGCAGAGGACAAGAAGGGCGGUCAAGAAGCAGCCGAAGCUUCUGAGCCACCUUCAUCAGGAUCUGGCACUGCACCGGAGCCAAAGCAGGAGUCUGCACCCGCCGGUCAGGAGUCAGAGUCGACUGGUGAGCGGUUACAGCCGUCUAUCGAGAGAUGGAAGGGCAAGCAGGCUGCUCAGCCUGCACCAACCUCUGCAGCUACACCGGCUGCUGCUGCAGCACCUCCUUCGUAUGAAGACACGCCAGCCACCUCUAUGCGCAAGACCAUCGCCAGCCGUCUUACUCAAUCCAUGAACCAGAACCCGCAUUACUUCGUUGCAUCAACCGUUUCCGUCACCAAGCUUCUAAAGCUCCGACAAGCACUGAACGCUUCCGCUGAUGGCAACUACAAGCUGUCAGUGAACGACUUCCUCAUUAAGGCGAUUGCAGUCGCAGCACGGAAAGUACCGGCGGCGAACAGCAGCUGGCGCGAGGAUGGCAAGGAGGUUAUGAUCCGACAACACCACACCGUCGACGUGUCUGUCGCUGUCGCAACGCCUGUUGGUCUCAUGACACCUAUCGUAAAGAACGUCAACGCUCUCGGUCUCGAGAGCAUUAGCUCCCAGAUUAAGGAUCUUGGCAAGCGGGCACGAGAUGGGAAGCUCAAGCCGGAAGAGUACCAGGGCGGCACCAUUACCAUCUCAAACAUGGGCAUGAACGACGCCAUCGACCGGUUUACGGCCGUCAUCAACCCACCGCAAGCGACCAUCGUGGCAGUGGGUGCGGUAAAGAAGGUUGCGAUCCCAAAGGAGACGGAAGAUGGCAGCGAAGCCUUCGAGUGGGACGAGCAGAUUGUCCUCACCGGCAGCUUCGACCACAAGGUCGUGGACGGCGCAGUCGGCGGCGAGUUCAUGCGCGAGCUGAAGAGGGUGAUUGAGAACCCAUUGAACAUGGUGCUGUAAGCCCACCAUGGCGUAGGACGACUGCGGUAGAAAGCAUUGGGAAGGGAAGGCGCCGAUGGGAGCCAUGGCCAUGGCUUCUGUACAGUGAGCCCUCAGCUUCUUUCAGCAUUGUGUGUUUCUAGUCUUUCAGCGCGCGGGCUGUUCGCUGAGUGUUGGGUGAGCAGGGCGCAUUGUAGUGGUGUACUAAAACGAGCGACUUGACUUAUGCACUGACAGAACUGUUGUCACAUAAGCAUUCACAUGCACCUGCCAGGGCCCAG